Molecule: messenger RNA, 858 nt
Organism: Candidula unifasciata
Lineage: Eukaryota; Metazoa; Mollusca; Gastropoda; Stylommatophora; Geomitridae
Source: the annotation of a GenBank genome assembly
AUGUCACAGUUGAUAGUUCAGAGAAAAAGACAGAAAAAAAGUAAAGUGGUAUCCGUCAAAUGUUUUAUUUUAGAUAAUGUUGAAAAAACUCUUGAAGUUGGAAAUAAGAAAGAUGAUAUUUCACGUCCUCAAGAAAGUGAAAAUGCUGUCACACCAGAACCACAAGGACGUCAAGAGCAGGUUCAACUUCAAGUUGUCUCGCAUUUAGCAGCAGAUUUUCUGAAUUAUAAGUGGGUAGAUAUAACAAGAGAAGGUCUGUGUUUACAGUUAACACAGCUCUACUGCCGAGAAGACGCAGACACUUUGUUGACAUUAUGUGAACAAGAACUUGUUUAUAACGAGGGCGAUUUAGCCACGGUCAAAUUGUUUGGAAAGCGAAUACAGAUUCCCAGAAAGCAGGUGGCACACGGCAACACAGGUCUAACUUACACAUUCUCUGGCAACACGAUUCCUGCACGACCAUGGACUCCACUUUUGAUGAAAAUACGGGACCAUAUUUCUGCAGCCACUGGCUACCAGUUUAAUUUUGUCUUGAUUAACAGGUAUAAGGAUGGUCAUGAUUACAUGGGAGAGCACAAGGAUGAUGAGAAAGAUCUGUUUCCAGGCUUCCCCAUUGCUUCCCUAAGUUUGGGUCAGCCAAGAGACUUUGUAUUCAGACAUCAGGACAGUAGGGGGAAAGACUGUAAGCGUAAGAUAGCUCCUGUGUCACUCACACUGGAGCACGGUGUGUUAUUGUUGAUGAAACACCCCACAAACUCAUUUUGGUAUCAUUCCCUGCCUCGUCGAACUAGAGCUCUUGGUGUCAGAGUUAACCUGACUUUUCGCAAGAUGCAGCCAUCUCAUAGCAAACAUGCAUAA